This is a messenger RNA of Nestor notabilis (Kea), 1545 nucleotides long. Its product is annotated as cholesterol 24-hydroxylase. The annotation marks the transcript as partial. The record is from RefSeq and is a predicted model, not a curated record. NCBI's taxonomy places the organism in Eukaryota, Metazoa, Chordata, Aves, Psittaciformes, Psittacidae. The transcript is spliced from 14 exons. Gene Ontology annotation, biological process: cholesterol catabolic process. Gene Ontology annotation, molecular function: heme binding; cholesterol 24-hydroxylase activity; iron ion binding.
CUUUUUAUUUGGUCAUCUGCCAAUCUUAUGGAGAAUGCUGAGGAAAGGGGAGUUUAUGCAUGAUUUCUUCCUGCAGUGGGCAGAGAAAUAUGGACCUGUUGUACGGCUUAAUGCCUUUCACAGAGUCUCAGUAAUGGUUCUGAGUCCUGAAGGAGUGAAGGAGUUCUUGAUGUCACCACAGUACCCAAAGGAUCGCUUUGUGUACGGUCGUAUGUUCAACAUAUUUGGUGAGAGGUUCCUAGGGAAUGGCUUGGUAACUGUUUGCGACCAUGAGCAUUGGCACAAGCAGCGGAAGAUAAUGGAUCCAGCUUUCAGCCGAACCUACCUGAUGGGUCUGAUGGAAACUUUUAAUGAAAAAGCAGAGGAGCUGAUGGAGAAGCUAGAGGAAAAGGCAGAUGGAAAGAAAGAGUUUAGCAUGCUGACGAUGAUGAACCGGGUGACUAUGGAUAUCAUUGCAAAGGUAGCCUUUGGCUUGGAAUUAAAUGCACUGAGUGAUGACCAGACACCUUUCCCGCAUGCUGUGACUAUGGUUUUGUUGGGAAUGACCAAGAUGCGUAUCCCCUUCUUGCGGUACAUGCCAGGGAAACAGAAGCUGGUAAAGGAGGUCCAGGAGAGUGUGAGGCUGCUGCGGCGUGUGGGGAAGGAAUGCCUUGACCAGAGGAGAGAGGCCAUCCAGAGUGGGAAGGAAGACACGCUGGAUAUUCUUACGCAGAUACUGAAAGGAAAUGCUUUGGAGGACACUAGAGAUGAUGAAAAUAUUCUGGAUAACUUUAUCACUUUCUUUGUUGCAGGUCAUGAAACCACUGCCAAUCAGUUGUCAUUUACUGUCAUGGCACUUGCUCAGCAUCCGGAAAUACUGGAAAGGCUUCAGGCUGAAGUGGAUGAUGUUCUUGGUGCUAAGAGAGACCUUGACUAUGAGGACCUUGGCAAACUCACCUACUUAUCGCAGGUGCUGAAGGAAUCGCUGCGGCUGUACCCACCUGCCCCGGGGACGCUGCGCUGGAUAGACAAGGAGCAUGUCAUCAACGGCAUCAGAAUUCCUGCGAAAACAACGCUCUUUUUCAACACUUACAUAAUGGGAAGGAUGGAAAAGUAUUUCAAGGAUCCACUCACUUUCAAUCCAGACCGAUUUAGCAAAGAUGCACCUAAGCCAUAUUACUGCUAUUUUCCAUUCUCUCUGGGACCCCGGUCCUGCAUCGGGCAGGCGUUUGCACAGAUGGAGGUAAAAGUGGUGAUGGCAAAACUCCUGCAGAGGUUUGAAUUUGAGCUGGUACCAGGGCAGAGUUUUAAACUCCUGGAUGCUGGAACCUUGAGGCCACUAGAUGGAGUAAUGUGUAAAUUAAAGCCAAGGAGUGUUGCAGGAAGCUGCCAAGAGUGACUACUCAGUGAGGGAAGCAUGACGUGGUAGUGGUAGCAUUUCUUCUAAUUUUGAAGAUCAUCACACUAAUCAAAGAUUAGAUUUUGCAGGCCCCUUUAGAGGGUUACUAGACUGAAUUUUUUCCUAGCCUUCCUCAUAAUCUACUGAAGAAAAACUUAGGAGAGUCA